AAAUGGAACUGCUAGCUGUACUUAAAGGAGUAGGCCUGGCUAACUAUUCCUAUUUGUAGCUGAUCAAUCCUGCCAUUGCAACACAAAGCGUAUCAUUAAGUCUAGAACAUUUUGCUUUUUUCUAUCAAAAGAUGAUUCAUUUUCAGAUAAUUUAUCAAAUGGAACUAGAGCUUUAAGGCUGAUUCAGAGUACUACAUGUGAACUAGUCAUUACAGUUUUAGGAAAAAGAUGUAAAGUUGGCUCUUGUAUACUUCCUGCUACCCAGUGCAGUUCCAUAAAGUUCCAAAUUUUGUCUCCAUUGACAACAUCAUCACACUGAUAUUGGUGUUAUGAAUAGCAUUUGAAAAGCCUUGGAAUGUUACCUUUUCUAUUUUCAGGACUUUUUAUGUAAUCAUAGUUAACCAUAUUUAUGAAUUCUAUUGUUGCUCAGAUUUCCAAUGUUUAUGCUGUCCUUUCUAUUGAUGCACAACUAUUAAAUGUGUAGGAAUCAUAAUGGAGCCAUAAGCUUGAUAAUAUUUAAUUAUUUUUACUUUAUCCCUGAAUAAACUUAUUUUUUUCAAAUAACCUGAUUUAAUGUUAUUUCCUGUUUGUUAGAUGAUGCAGGUGACAUUCCUCCAGAGUUCAGAAGUGCUGGUCUCAUCGCGCAAAUGGAUAUACCUAAAGGCAAGGUGUUUGGGCCCUUUGCAGGAGUUAUCAGUGAGCAAAAGGCAUCUCCCUCAACAAUGCAUACCUUUAUCUGCAAGGUGAAAGAUUCUAGUACACUUGGAUUCAAAUACUUUCAUGCCAAUAAAAAUGAAAAGAAAAAAUGUGAUUGGCUGAAGAUGAUCCAACCUCCAUUUGGUAGUAAAUCUAAUAACAUUGUUGUCUAUGGCAAUAAUGAUGGUGUGCACUACAAAGCUAUUGAGGACAUUGCCAUCGGGGAAGAAUUGCUGGCAUUGUGUGAAGAUCACCAACCAGGUUCAAUCCGAAAAUGGGCAGUUUCUUCUCGCAAAAAACGACCAUCGGUUAUAGUUUUGAAAAAAACGGGCGGUGAUGAAGCCUUGGGCCUAAGUGAAUCAGUCCAAGUGGAAACUCAAAAGCGAGAAAGAAGUAGGAAGAGAACACCUAGGAGGAUCUCAAAGCGCUUGGCAAUUCAAGAGAAAAACAGCGACAACAGUAACUCAGAGCAGGUUGAACACUGUUCAAGCACAUCACCUUCAUAUGAUGCUAAACAGCCAGUCGAUUCCAACAUCAGUUUGGAGAGUCCCACUCCUGCGAAAAGAAAAAGAACAGCAAAGUUUACUUCGUUCGAAGACAAAUCUAGCCCACAAGAUGAAACAAACAAUAAUUUGUGUCAAGAUCAUGAUGAGUUAUUUGACGAUUGCACAGCCAAGUCUAGUACUGAAAAUACAGAGCGCAUGGAUUCUAAAGACGUUGCAAAUCACACUGGAAACAGUAAUUGUGUGGAAGAAAGUGAUCUAAAAUGCGCAGAGUGUAACAUUUCGUUCAAGCAGCAAAAGUACCUCAAAAGGCACAGAACUAAAUUUCACACAGAACGCAGGUGUCAACAAUGCGAGUCGGUGUUUUUAAAUUUAGCUGAUUUGAAAAAACAUGUUCGCGAGGAGCACGCAGGAAAAGAUGACUUGCAUGCUGCUUGUCAUAUUUGCAAUAAAAUAUUUUCAAAGAGCUAUUUGCCGGGCCACAUCAAAUCACACGAUAAUGCUUAUAAAUGCAAAAUAUGUCAGAAAACGUUCUCUUGUGGCAGCAAUUUGAGAAAGCAUCUGCAGAAACACAAGCCUGGUUACCAUCCGAAGAAAAAAGGCGUGAUUGUGACGAGAAAGAAAUGUGAUACAUGUGGCAAAAUGCUGAAUGGAAACCAAGCCCUCAAAGCACACAUGCGCCUGCAUACUGGAGAACGUCCAUUCAAAUGUGACAAGUGUGACUGGGCAUUUGUGCAGAGGACUCACUUACGCCGACACAAAAUGGUAAAGCAUGGUGACGGCAAACAGCUCGGUAAGCAUCAGUGUGACCAGUGCCAAAGAUGGUACUCCAACAAAUCAGUGUUGGAAAUGCAUGUGAUCACGAUUCACCAGGGCCUAAGGCCUUUCAAAUGCAACAUGUGUAAAGAUACUUUCAACAUACAAGGCCUUCUUCUGCGUCACCAAAGAGAGCUACAUCAAAUGGAUGUAGAUUUACCUGAAGAUCAACGAAAAUACCUUUGCAAAGAAGAUGGAUGUGGAAAAAAGUUCAGCUUGCAGUCCGACCUUAAUAAGCACAUAUUUGAACACACUGGUGUACAUCCGCAUCAAUGCAAGGAGUGCAAUAGCUAUUUUUCAAGCUCAGGAAAUCUGGGAAAGCACGUACGUAGGAUACACCGGGGUGUGAAGAUAUCAGAGAGCAAAGCAGACAGCUCCGAUGAAAGAUUUAAAUGCACGUUGUGUGAAAAGGUAUUUAGUAACGCAGCCAGCUUGCGAGAACAUGGCAGGAUCCAUACUGGCGAGAGGAUCAAAUGUUCAAAAUGCUCUUCAACAUUUGUCCAAAGAUCAGGACUCCGAAAACAUUUAAGGUGCCUUCGUUGCCCUGGCUUGAAAAAGGAGAUGGAAGACAGAGGUGAAGAUGCUAAGCCAAAAAUUUAUAAGCGCUCCCGUACGUGGAAAUGCAAUGAAUGUGACAAAUUCUUCUUAGGUCCAAGUGAUCUGAAGGCUCAUAGCCGUGUUCACUCUGGGGAAAGGCCGUUCACGUGCUCAAUAUGCGGCAAGAGCUUCACACAGCCGGGCAAUCUAACAAAGCACGAAAAGUAUGUUCAUGGUGGUGAAAAGCGCCCAAAGGAAAUCAAAAGGGAAAAGAGAUACUCCUGUAGCUUGUGCUGCAAGUCGUUUUCCUCUCCUGGUGACUUAUCAAUGCAUUGCCGCACACAUACCGGAGUCAAGCCCUUUGAAUGUACGCAUUGUGGAAUGGCGUUUACUCAAAGGGGUAACCUGAAAAAGCAUGUUUUCCGUUGGCAUACUAUGAACGCAUUAAAGUCACACCGGAAGCCAUCAAAUCAUGAAGGGCAGGAAGAGAGAGUUGUAAUUAAAGGACUCGAGUCCAGCUCCAUGUCUACAAGCAAUGCCUCUACGACUUGCUCUGUCGUGCUCCCGCCUUCGUUCAUUACCAACAAUAAGGAAGUCCUAGUCACUAAUGUUCCAAUCGCCAUGGCAGCCAUGCUCAAGCAAAAAGCAACUGAAGUAGCAAAGUCUAGUCAACCCUCUUCAUUUUCGGUGACGUCACUAAUCCAGUGCCUCACUGCCACACAAAAAGCCAUUUCUUCCGCAUCUACAUCAGUUGUAGAGUCUUCAGAAAGUACCCCCAGACCCAUCAUGAAACAGAUCAAGGCAACGAGCCAGGCGACUUCAAAAGCAAUGUCUCCUCCAACUACACCAGUUACAACGCCCCAAAAUGAACUGAUCAAACUUCCGGAUUUCAGAGCCUCAAAGGCAACUUUAACAUCAAACAGUAUGCCAGCAGUCAGUAAUUUUAUGAAAUUGACUGAUCCCCAGUCAGUUUCAUGUUCACCAGUAUACCAGUUGGAUUUGGUCAAAAAUUUCCUUCCUACUAAACUGCAAGCGCCUGUUGAUGCAAAACAUAGUAAUCCGAUGUUCACUGAGCCUCAGGCAUCAUCAACAAGUACCAUUUCCACUAAGGAAAUUCAGAGAGUGCAUGAUUUCUUGACAGACUCGAACCUUUUAGAUAUUGGAAUUCAAAAGUCUUCGGCGGGAAGCCACGCUCAUACACAAUCACUCAACUUUAAUGGCGAUUUCACAGGUCAAGUCAGGGGAAUGGAAUUCGCACAAACUGAUUUAGGAAGCCCUCGGUUUAGAUUUUCGGGGAGAAGCACUUUUGCUAGGAUGCAGCCAGAAUCGCCGAAAGGUCUUCAUUUGCCUUUCGACAGUCAACAGCUUGCAGCUGGAAGCUUUCUAGCUUCUCAGCGACUGACGCACCCGGAUAUCCAAAGACAAGCUCGCGUGGCCAGAAGAGAAGCAUUUCCUAAUGUCAUGGACACGCAAAGCGAGUUUUCGAUUGCUAGCAGCCACUCUUCUCUGCAUCAUAAUUUUGCCAAUGUGAGUUUACCACAACCGCUGCCAGGGGUUGGCAACUACUUCCAUCCACCAGGGAAAGUUCUGACUCCCCCUUGGGAUCCAACAAACAUCAGGGACACUGGAAUGCAUGUUAGUGGUAGUCAGAUGCCUGGGAUGCUGGUGCAGAAGUCCUUUCAGAUAAUUGGUAAUGGCUCAUCUGAUGUGCGAAAAUAAUGAACAACAGAAAUCAAUACUAUUUUCAUUUAGACGUAUUUUAAGGCGCAUAGUUGUAGCUUCUUGUUUUAGCCUCAAGUAUUUUAAUAAAAAAGUGUUUGAUUUGCAAAUUUGUAUGCUGAGAUAUUUCUUUGUAGAUAUUUUCUGUAUGAUUUAUUUUCAAAAUUUUAAACGCACCUCAUUCACAUAAUCAUAUUUAAUGUAACUAAUUUUCUUUAAGGUUCUCAAGAUUUCAUAUUUCACAUUGAUUUAUUAUAACAUGGUGGUAUAACAUUCAUUAUUAUAUUCUUAUUUAUGUUGACUUUAUUGCCAUUUCACCGUUUCAAAACCUGGGUAUUUUAUCGGCAGGUCAGCUAGGAGCCUACGUAGCCAACAAACCCAACAAAUAUAGCUGAAGUGUGAUAUAUUUCCGCUUAGCAUUGAUCAAUGUCUUCUCUUUAAUGCAACCCCAGCCUAAUACAACCCAAGUUUAAAAUGAAAGUGAAGGGGAAGAUUUAAAAGGUAUUUAUCAUCAUCCAUCUAUAUCACCAUUACGUGCCUGUAUUUGAAUUUUUUAAACGUCGCAUCCUCCACGCAUGAUUAUGGAAUAAUUUAGUUUUGCUGUU
Rhopilema esculentum is the source of this 4876-nucleotide messenger RNA. The record is from RefSeq and is a predicted model, not a curated record. Lineage: Eukaryota; Metazoa; Cnidaria; Scyphozoa; Rhizostomeae; Rhizostomatidae.